Molecule: messenger RNA, 1347 nt
Organism: Daucus carota subsp. sativus
Lineage: Eukaryota; Viridiplantae; Streptophyta; Magnoliopsida; Apiales; Apiaceae
Product: CASP-like protein 4C2
Exons: 3
Coding region: 540-1148 (202 amino acids)
Source: RefSeq, a predicted model, not a curated record
UUGGUGUUCUUUGUUAAGUACACUACUCCCCUUCUUUUUAUUCCUCCUUUUUCUUACUUUCCCAAACCUUUCUUUCAGCUUUUCUCACCUUCCUUCUCCUUUCACUUCCUCCUAUACACACCUCCCUCCCCCAAACUAGCCUAAACAGAAAGAGAUAGCCAGAGAGAUUACACAGAGAGAGAUUGGGAGAGAGAUUACACACACCUCCAACAAAGUAGAAAGCCUUACAAACAUACAAUUAUAUCUUUAAAUUGUAUACACACCAUAUGCCCCCAGCCUUCUCGUGUAAAUCAUGCCAUCUCUCGUGACUCCAGCUUUUUUUCUUUCCCUCUCCUCGUAAUCAAAUUUGACAAAUAUUAUUUUAAUAAUUUCUCAUGACACAAUAAAUCAGACCUUCACAUUUCUCUCUACUUCUAAUUCUCUCUGCCUCUGACCCAUACCUCACUCGUGCCUGAGUAACAAAAACGUAUCCAGUAUAUCCCGCUCGACUGAUAACGAAAGGACUCACUCCUACGGAUAACUUGACAGUGUGCUCCGGGAUGCGCAACGGCGGAGGGGCUGAGGCCGCAACCAUGAGGCAACAACGAGGACAAUUUGAUAACCAUUACCAACAUACACCACCUCAUUUUCACUCCACUGUCUCGUUACAAAAACUACGUCGUUUCAACACUCUUAUCUUCGUGUUUCGGCUAGCUACUUUUAGCUUCUCAUUUGCGUCCGCUGUUUUUAUGCUUACUAAUUCCAGAGGUGAUUCUUCUCCUCGUUGGAAAGAUUUUGAUGCUUUCAGAUUUAUUGUAGCGGCAAAUGGUAUAGUAGCAGUGUAUUCAUUGUUUGAAAUGGGAGCUUCCGUUUGGGAGAUUUCACGCGGCGCCACAGUCUUUCCUGAAGUUCUCCAAGUUUGGUUCGAUUUUGCUCAUGAUCAGGUAUUCGCGUACUUGUUGCUGUCGGCCAAUGCAGCAGGGACCUCAUUAGCUAGAACACUGAACGGAAUGGUGGAUACAUGUUCUGCUAGUAACGCCUUCUGUGUGCAGGCGGAUAUAUCUAUAUCAUUGGGGUUUGCUGGGUUUUUGUUCCUGGGAAUGCUGUGUUUGCUCUCGGGAUUUAGAGUUGUUAGCUUUAUAAUCAACGGUUCUCGUUUUCAUCUCUAGGAGAAGCUAGUAGGCUUUGUUAAUUGAUCAAGUAUCAACAUUAUUCUCAUUUGUUCUACAAUAUGAUUAGUGUAUGUACUAUGGCCUUCUGUACAUGAGAGAUGUGUAUUCAUUAUUCUGUUCCUGUGUCCAAUAGUGUAAAAGAUACCUUGUUACAAUCAAUCUUUAUGUAACUUGAUAUGGUUUAUUACUUUAUUUA